GCUUCAGAUUGAAGUGUUUCUAGUUAGUUAGAGUGAAACUGUAUGUUCAAAAUGAAAAAUUUUUCAAUGGGGAUUUGUGAAUUCACUAGCAAAACAUGUUUCUUAGUGACAGUACCUUGCAAAUUGAAGAACUUUGGUUUGCUAGAGUAAGAAGAUAUGCUCAAAAUAGAACAUUUCUACAAUGGUAUUCUAAAAAAGGAAAAUGGGUGAGUAAAUUCAAUACAAAAAUGCGUUUUUUUUAAUUGUAGUUGGUAAAUUGAUGUGUUCAAAAUUAGUGAAUUUUUCAUUAGAUACUUUCUUUUUUUUUUUUUUGUGUGUAAGUGGAAGGUGGUGCUUUUCACUUGACCCAGUGUGAUUGGCACAUAAAAAAUUUGUUCUGUAUGAUUUUUUGUUUUCAGUUUCUCAGCAACCAUAAAGAGCUUAUCUGGGGUGGUCUCAAAAAUCAAAAUGCUUGUAAUUAUUGGAAGGGAUUUUUUCUUUUCUUUUCUUUUUCUGAAUGACUUUAACAUGACGUGAUCUGAAUGCUACUGAGCUGAGCUGAAGCUGAUGCUGUUUUUGGUUUUUCUAUUUUUUUUACCCCACAAAAAAAAUUAAAAUUAGAAACUUUUUUAUGUUCUUGUGUUCAAUCUCGUGGCAAAAUUGUUUCCUCUGAUAUGCUUUCUUUCUAUGUUUGAAUAGUUUGAUCUUUUAAUUUUUGAUAGAAUUUUUGGUAUAAGGGCCACGUUAGGUUCAGAUGCGUUUGCUCUUUGCAGGUUUGGCACUUGUGUAUGUAAUUUGAUUGCUUUAUGCUCAAUGCAGUAUUCUGUUGGAAUAUGACUUUAGUUGAGGAUUGUUAGAGAGAGACCUUCUCCCAUUUUUUAUUUUAUUUUUCUUUUUAAAAUUUUAAUCUCAGUGUUGUUUCUUCACAUAAUGAAUCUUCCUUUUUGUUGGUGCUUGCCCUUUUUGUUUGUUUUUUUAUUUAACGGUAUACCGGAGUGCGCUUAAAAAGCCCUUUUUUUUAAUGAAAAUAAUUAUUUUUUCUGUUUUUGCUUCCUUCUUUGUCAAUUAAAUAAGUGGAACAAGCGAAUAAAUUCAUGGCCAAGUAUUAGUGGAUCCAUAUUAUUUUUUGUGUGCUAUGAGAAUAGCAUAACGAAUGUCAGAAAGAUUGUGGAUCCCAGAUAUUUCUGAAAGGACUUUGAUAUUUUUUGGUUUUUUAGAAGUUAAUACUCUGAAUGGUCCUAAAUUUUUUAGACUUUAGAAUGAUGUAUGCAAUAUUCAAGUGGGAAUGGCUUUUCCAAGUUGCAAUUUUAAUUGUUUAUAUAACUUCUGUUUGUGACUAUAAUGUAGUACUAUGCUACCUUUAGUCAUUGAGACUCUAAAUAUGCAACACUUAGUGUUAUGAUAAGGCAGAAAAAUAGAUGAUUUUACUUAUGAACUGAUUUCAUAGGUUGAUUGAUUGCAACCUGGGACAUAGGGAUUGCAGGUGGAGCCUUCACCAACUACAGGUUCCCUUCCAAGGAUUCAUCAAACAGCACAUGGUUCUAUGGUUUCUGCUGCAUCGACUGCAUUUCCUAUAACUUCUGUAUGCUUCCAUAAUAAUACCGUUGACGACAGAAAGUUGAGCUUCUUUGAGUAUAAACCGCCUGGUAGAUCGAAUAUGGUUCCUUCAGACUUAAACAACCAUGAAAGUGAACAAGCUCCUCGAAUUGAAGGUCCAGGAAAAGCUCAACCAUUUGCAUCUUCACCAUUAGCCGAAAGUGAGCCAGCAGAUCCUUCUAAUGAAUUAAGCCUGUCAUCGCCGGUUCAAAAGGUCAGUUCGGUUGAAGUUGAUUUGGAUGAGUUUAACCACAGAGGAAACGCAUCCACUGGGCUUCAGGCAUCACAUGUUGAAGUUAGAGGCAGUGGAGCUCCGAUCGCACCCGAGAAGGCAUCAGAUGAUGGAUACAAUUGGCGAAAAUAUGGACAGAAACUUGUCAAAGGGAGUGAAUUUCCCCGCAGCUAUUACAAAUGCACACAUCCUAACUGUGAAGUGAAGAAACUCUUUGAACGCUCUCAUGACGGUCAAAUCACUGAGAUAAUAUACAAAGGAACACAUGAUCAUCCUAAACCUCAACCAAGCCGCCGAUACUCUGCUGGUACCGGUAUGUCUGUGCAAGAAGAGAGAUCUGAUAAGGCUUCUUUGGCCGGCCAAGAUGACAGAGCAUCCGGUAUGUAUGGUCGGGGAUGUCAAGCAGCUGAUCCCAACAGUACUCCAGAGCUAUCUCCUCGGGCAACAAACGAUGACAGUCCAGAGGGUGCCGGCUUUGUGUCAAAUAGGACUAAUGAUGAGGUUGAUGAUGAUGAUCCCUUCUUGAAGAGAAGAAGAAUGGAACUUGGAAAUGCUGACAUCACUCCUGUUGUUAAGCCUAUCCGGGAGCCACGGGUUGUUGUACAAACUCUUAGUGAGGUUGAUAUUUUGGAUGAUGGCUACCGCUGGCGAAAGUAUGGACAGAAGGUGGUAAGAGGCAACCCAAAUCCUAGGAGUUAUUACAAAUGCACGAAUGCCGGUUGCCCUGUAAGAAAACAUGUGGAGAGGGCAUCUCAUGAUCCAAAAGCUGUAAUAACUACAUAUGAAGGUAAGCACAAUCACGACGUACCGGCCGCAAGGAGUAGUAGCCACGACAUGGCUGGACCGGCUGCAGCCGCGGCCGCGGCCGCAGCUGCAAUGAUUGGACAUACAAGAAUCAAGUUAGAAGAAAGCGAUACGAUUAGCCUCGACCUUGGUAUGGGAAUCAGCUCAGCAACUGAAAAUAGAUCAAAGGGCAUUUCAGAAUAUGGUGAAAGUCAAAGUCAAAUUCACACCAACAACAACAAUUUCAAGUUUGUUCAUACUUCCACUCCAGCUCCAGCAGCAUACUUUGGUGUUCUAAAUCACAGCUCAAUUUCUUAUGGUUCUAGAGAAAAUAGGAAUGAUGCUCCAUCUUUAAACCAUUCCUCAUAUCCUUGCUCACAGAACAUGGGAAGAAUACUAACUGGUCCAUGAAAUUGU
Arachis duranensis is the source of this 3007-nucleotide messenger RNA. Its product is annotated as probable WRKY transcription factor 20. The transcript has 6 exons. Gene Ontology annotation, molecular function: DNA-binding transcription factor activity; sequence-specific DNA binding. The record is from RefSeq and is a predicted model, not a curated record. NCBI's taxonomy places the organism in Eukaryota, Viridiplantae, Streptophyta, Magnoliopsida, Fabales, Fabaceae. Gene Ontology annotation, biological process: regulation of DNA-templated transcription. The coding region runs from base 1523 to 3001 and encodes 492 amino acids.